AUGGAUUUCUUAGAUUCCUUGGAUUUAGAUACAGAUAAUAAAUCGCAACGUGUUCGAUCGUGGUACCUUUAUGAGCAGUUCAAAGAAAUUGAAAAGAAUCAACUUGAUGCCGCCCGGCGACUCAAGGACAAAUCGUAUCAAGAUAAAAUCCUGCGCCACGAGCUCGCAGAAAGGAAAGCCAGAAGAAGGCUUCAUGACCAGUUCGGAGCUUGUGAAAGUGAUUCAAGGUUGCACUAUAGUUCUAAGUAUGGAGAUGAGACCAUACUCAGUAUUAGCGCUGAAGAUAUAUUCGAAAGCCUUGCUGACUUCCAUGACGAAACCCCUGAUGGUUUCGAUGAUUUUCAUGAUGACUUAAGUCGGGUAGAUUCCGUAGUCGGUAAUUCUUACAAAGAAGAUUUUAAAAGCUUAGAAGACUUUAAAGAUUGCAAUAGCUGCACGGAAACUAUUAGUGUUCGCGACUUCAAGAAUGUUGAAUCUGCUGAUAAUUUACGUAACGAAGCGAAUGAAAUGGAACCAUUUUUAGCCAAUAAUUUCGAUAUAAAAUCGCAAAUUGAAUAUUCGCAGAAGGAUUUUAAAGAAAUUGAAAAUUUGAUGACUCCUAUUAAUCCUGAAGAAGUUUCAGAAGUCAGCAGUUUAGUUUCUGUAAAAGUUGAAGAUGGAUGUGAUGAGAAGCCCAAACAUUCGAGCUAUGAAAUUGUGGAUUUUGCUUUAUGGUCGAAAUUAGUCUCUUUUGCUUAUCAAAUUAUUAAGCUCAAUCAUGGGAAUUGUUUUUACGACUAUAGCUCUCAGUUUUUAACUGCGGUACUUAUUUGCGAUGCUCUGAAAAAGGGAAUCAGCAAAAUGUGCCAUAUUUUGCAGCCCUACGUCUCACCAAUAAAGUUUGCUGAUGAAAACAACGUAAACGAAACUAGCCAGAAACACAAAAAUCGUGAAAAAUUGGAAAACUUGAAAAAAUCAAUGACAUUUUUGAAGUUCUCGCCAUACAGCUCUGAUAAACAUUGCCAGCAAUACAAAAGGGAUUAUGGUUCCGAGAAAUAUGCCCGUGGAUGUCACGGGGGUCAUCUUGGAAAUUAUUAUAAAAACGUCAAGAGUGAGCCCUGGCGAACUUUCCAUAAAUUUUCAGUUUCCAAAAAUCUUUUAAAUAAGGCGUCAAGGAGCAGUCUUAUUCGAUCAGAUUAUUCCAGAAAAUCUAGUUCUUGUAAUUGUGAAAUUUGUGAUUGUUGCCAUAAGAAAAUUUCAAAUCCUAUGUUAAAGAUUGCUCGACGCAUCGAUGACUUUAUAAAACUGGAUAGUCCGAGGCAUAUUUAA
This is a messenger RNA of Bombyx mandarina (wild silkworm), 1308 nucleotides long. RefSeq lists its product as uncharacterized. The record is from RefSeq and is a predicted model, not a curated record. Lineage: Eukaryota; Metazoa; Arthropoda; Insecta; Lepidoptera; Bombycidae.